Messenger RNA from Lates calcarifer (barramundi perch), 2516 nucleotides. RefSeq names its product potassium voltage-gated channel subfamily S member 2. Gene Ontology annotation, cellular component: voltage-gated potassium channel complex; membrane. NCBI's taxonomy places the organism in Eukaryota, Metazoa, Chordata, Actinopteri, Centropomidae. Gene Ontology annotation, molecular function: protein binding; voltage-gated potassium channel activity. The record is from RefSeq and is a predicted model, not a curated record. Gene Ontology annotation, biological process: potassium ion transmembrane transport; protein homooligomerization; regulation of delayed rectifier potassium channel activity.
GCUACGUGUUGCUGCGCAGCAACAGAUAGAAAAAAUGGAGAGAGAGAGAGAGAGAGAGAGAGAGAGAGAGAGAGAGAGAGAGAGAGAGGAAUUCCCUCGCACAAACAAAAGCGAUUGCCAGGGCGUGUAUCAGUUCCUAUGGCUCCCAUAAUCCACGAUACCUGUGGCUGAAUGAGGUGUAAAACCCGGUGGAUGCAUGAUGUAAGGACUACCAGCUUCAAGAAGAAGCCUUCAGAUUUCUUUGAGGAAGGGACGCCAAUUUCUUUCUUUCUGGGGGGGAAACAGCAUAUUUGAUAUCGCGCCGAGUCCAAAAAGCUUCCUUCUCCUCUGCUCAAGCGGAGAGAAUCAACCUGACAGAGACGCGCCUGUCUGGACUCCUGGGUACAGGGGUCUCUGCCUUUAUUAUAAGGCCACAACUUGCCUCCCCUUCAAACUGUCAUAUGCCAUCGCUGGAAUUGAAAUGCGGAGUCUUCUUGUAGGAGGAUUCAGUGAACUGGAGGCGCUUUCAAUGUGAGUUGGUCUGUCUUUCUUUCUCUCUGCGUGCCGUGCGUCUAUGUGUGUCCCUCUCUGCAGUCAUGACAGGUCACGUCCUGGGGGAACCGGGAGCCGGGGCUCACAUGGAUGACAAGGCCGCCAUCCGCAUCAACGUGGGCGGCUUCAAGAAACGUCUCCAGUCCGACACUCUCUCCCGGUUCCCCGAGACGAGGCUUGCGCGUCUACUCCACUGUCAGUCCAAAGAGUCCAUACUGGAGCUGUGCGACGACUACGACGACACGGAGAAGGAGUUUUACUUCGAUAGAAACCCGGCUCUCUUCCCCUACGUGCUGAAUUUCUACAACACGGGGCGACUGCAUGUCAUGGCCGAGCUGUGCAUCUUCUCCUUCAGCCAAGAGAUCGAGUACUGGGGCAUCAACGAGUUCUUCAUUGACUCCUGCUGCAGCAGCGCCUACCACUGUAGAAAAAUGGACCAGGACCGAGAGGAUUGGGAAGACCGGAGCGAUGAAGGGAGCACCACUUCAUCUUUUGAUGAGCUUUUGGAGUUUUAUAACGACGCCUCCAAGUUCGACAAACAGCUGCUGGGCAGCGCACGGAGGCGCAUCUGGUUGAUGCUGGAUAACCCCGGCUACUCCGUGGCCAGCCGCAUCAUCAGCAUCCUCUCUAUCCUCGUGGUGCUUGGUUCCAUCGCUACUAUGUGCAUGAACAGCAUGAGCGAGUUCAGCCUGUUGGACAGCGAGGGGCAACCCACAGAGGACCCCCGUUUCGAGACUGUGGAGCACUUUGGCAUCGGCUGGUUCACCCUAGAACUGGUCGCCAGGUUCGUUGUGGCGCCAGAUCUUCUGCAUUUCUUCGAGCACCCGUUAAACGUUAUAGACCUGGUGUCCAUUCUCCCGUUUUACCUGACACUCCUUAUAAACCUGGUAGUGGAGAGCAGCCCGGCGCUGGCCAACCUGGGACGCGUUGCGCAAGUGCUGAGGCUGAUGAGGAUUUUCCGCAUCCUGAAACUGGCCCGGCACUCCACAGGGCUGCGCUCCCUGGGGGCCACCCUCAGGAACAGCUACAAAGAGGUGGGCCUGCUUCUCCUCUACCUGGCCGUCGGGGUGUCGUUUUUCUCCGUCAUGGCCUACACGGUGGAGAAAGAGGACAGCGAGGAUCUCUCAACCAUCCCGGCGUGCUGGUGGUGGGCCACCGUCAGCAUGACCACCGUUGGGUACGGAGACGUGGUGCCGGUGUCCAUAGCGGGCAAGCUGACCGCCUCGGCGUGUAUCCUGGCUGGGAUCUUAGUAGUUGUGCUUCCGAUUACGCUUAUUUUCAAUAAGUUCUCCCUCUUCUACAAGAGACAAAAACAGCUGGAGAUCGCAAUGAGAAGCUGUGAUUUCGACGAGGGGAUAAAAGAGGUACCCUCGGUCAACCUGAGGAACUAUUACGCACACAAAGUCAAAUCCCUCAUGGCGAGCUUAUCAAACAUGAGUCGGAGUUCACCCAGUGAACACAGUCUGAAUGAAUCAAUACACUGAAACAGUUUCAUCAAGGACACCCGGUCAGUUUGGGUGACACUGUUCACUCAGUGUGGUUGCAUGGGGAGCUGUCCAGGGUGCUGAAACCUCUGGACCGAAAGCCUGCUUCCUUCCACAGAUGUCCGACCGUUUGCCUCUCUGUAGCUCAGUGCAAUAAUGUGUUAGUCUAUGUGUCAGUGACAAUGAGAAAGUACGCAAAUGUACAGGACAGCCUGAUUAUAAUAUCUCACUGUGCAUUGUCAUGGCCCGUCGCCAAAUAGGCUGAACUAAAUUUGACCACAGCAGAUUUAAAAGACAGAGAAUGCUGUAGGUGUUUACAGUCCUAGAAGGUGUCACACUGUUGUCCACCCUCCAGCUAUACUUGUCGUGAUAAAAGUCUGAAUGUAACUCCAGCUGUAUCCCUUUUUGAAAGAGUGUUGACGUGUAAUUGUGGUGUUGCAACAAGAUUACUUCAGAUGUGUGGUUAAAGCAAACUGUAUUAAACAAGAAAUACAUGACACA